Messenger RNA from Syngnathus acus (greater pipefish), 1499 nucleotides. RefSeq names its product cell growth regulator with EF-hand domain 1 (gene cgref1). The record is from RefSeq and is a predicted model, not a curated record. Bases 214 to 951 code for a protein of 245 amino acids. Gene Ontology annotation, molecular function: calcium ion binding. Lineage: Eukaryota; Metazoa; Chordata; Actinopteri; Syngnathiformes; Syngnathidae. The transcript has 7 exons.
CUGGAUCUCGUUGUGGACGUGGCCAAGACACGCUGGCUUGCGCGCACGCGCGAGUGCGUGCGUGUGUGCUGCCGGGACCUUCCACGUGGCCCAGAACACACUCAGUUUCCAUUCGGGAACAGUCGGGAGCGCGCGCCUGACGCAGUGCAGAACCCACGGCGCGUUCACGUAACCGCAGCAGCCGGAGCAGAAGGCACUGCUACCGGCGCUAUCAUGGAUACAUAUCUGAGCAGACUGGUCCCUUCAGUUCUGGUUCUGGCUCUGGUCCUGCAGGUUCACCUGUCCCAGCCUGCACCUCAAAGAGAGGAACCAGGACAAGCCCACCCAGAUUCCAAAGUGCUGAUCAAUCCUUUUGGUUCAGGAGAAGAAGAGCGAAGGUUGCUGCAGCGUUACAUCCAGUUAACAAGAAAAGAUGAUGUUCAGAUCAACUCACGGGAUGAAGAAGUGUUCUACCUGUUUCGUCUCUAUGACUUCGACCGCAGUGAGCGGCUGGAUGGCUUGGAGAUGAUGAAGCUACUGUCUGACUACAACUCCCAGCAUGCACCUGAGGAACAAGCCAAUGACAGGGUGGUGUCCUUGGUGGAUUUCCUUCUUCAGAGUCAGGACGUUAACGGGGAUGGUCUCUUGGAUGCCUCAGAGCUGCUUUCGCCUCACAGAGCUCACACAGAGGACAAGAACAUCCCUGUUGAUGAGCCAAAGGCGAUACUGGACGAGAGGAUGCCAGACGUUGGCACCAAGCAGAAGACGAUGGAAGCGGUCAAGCAAGAGGAGGAACAUGAUGAACAUGUUCAGCCUCAUCACGAGGAAGUACAACAAGAUGUUGGAGCAGAAGAAGAACAAGAGUCCAUACAGCAAAUGGAUGAACAUAAAAGACAAGUUCAAGAAGAAUUUGCAGCAGAUCAGAGGCAUGAACAGGAAGUCCCUGUACAUCAGGGCCAACCAGAAAUAUGAACACACACACACACACACACACAAAGUGCUGCAGUGGACUGAUGGAAUAAACAUAUGGUGGUCUAGGAUUAUACAUUAUAUUGAUAUCCAUUAUCUCCGACCACUUCUUUGCACUUUUUAUGCAACUGGAGCAAAAAGAAGUCUUAAAUUAAAAAAUGCAAUAUUUUGUUCAAACUGAAGCCUUAAUUUCAAUGUUGUAUAUUUAGUGUGAUGGAACUUAGAAUUUUUAAAACCAUUGGACAUGGUUUUCGGGAUUGUGUUCUUUUUAGUGAUCUAUACCGUUUACAUGUCGUGCACCCAGUAGGUGUGUGCCGUGCAUGGUGCAAUAAAAUCAGCCAGUGUCUUCCUUCCUCGACAUGUUUUCUCAUAUGCUGAACCUCAAUUUACAAAGUUAGGCACAAUUGGUGAGGUGAAUUUCAAUAAACAUCACAUUACUUUAGCUCCCCCCAAAUUAUGUCUGUUUCUCCAUUGCAGUGUACUAUGAAUUGGUUAAAUAAUUGCUAUAAUUGUGUCUUUUUAUCCCUUUUCUGGACCAUUUACACCCCCCC